Penicillium mononematosum is the source of this 1446-nucleotide messenger RNA. Its product is annotated as ACT domain-containing protein. Gene Ontology annotation, cellular component: cytosol. The coding region runs from base 1 to 1446 and encodes 481 amino acids. The record is from RefSeq and is a predicted model, not a curated record. The transcript is spliced from 3 exons. Gene Ontology annotation, biological process: cellular response to L-arginine; regulation of intracellular signal transduction. Lineage: Eukaryota; Fungi; Ascomycota; Eurotiomycetes; Eurotiales; Aspergillaceae.
AUGGCUCUCAUCGAUGCACAAGUGCACUUCCUAGAGGAAUGUGUUGUCCUGGUACACAUCCCAUUGGAGCUGUACCCGUACUUCUUGAAGUCCGUUCUGAGACUCAUUCUGGAUGAAACUCCACCACUGGAAGACAGGACAGACGAUGAUGCUGCAUUUGAUGAUCUCGACAACGCCUCGGAGCAUGGCUCGGCAUACAAACCACCUGCAUUCAUGAACAUCUCUAUCACUCCUGUCGAAGUCUCUGUCAUGUGUCCUAGACGCCUGGUCGACAAAUACUUCGUCCCGGUCAUGGACCAACUCGACCAGUUGGACACCUCACUCCGAUCCCGUCUGAUCGUGAGCGAGAAUGACUAUAUCGCUAUGCAAGUCCUCGGCCAAGGCCUCGAGGCCGGCAAACGAGUCUUGGAAUUGACCAGUCCACUUGCCCUGGCAGGCAUCUCCAUCUUCUUCAUCUCCACCUACUUCUCCGACUACAUCGUCGUGCCAAAGCAAAGCAAAGCAAGCGUGAUAUCCGCCCUGGAAAAAAGAGGCUUCCAAUUCAACAACACCUCAGCCGCCUUCAUCACCAGCCCGCUGAGCCCAACCACCGAAAGAAGACUCAGCGACCUAAUCCCACCAGGAACACCACCCCCCUCAACCCUAGGCGAACUCCAAACCCGCACCUUCAACAACCUCCGCAAAAACCAAAUCACCCCAUCCGUAGACGACUCCCUCCGGCUAGUCCAAUGCGCCGCCCACCACGAAUACCACACCCAAGAAUCCUCCAUGUCCAUCCUCCGCGACGCCCUAACAACAGUCCUCCUCGUCGACGAACCCCGCUUCCUCUCCCUAACCCUCGCAGCCCUGGACCCAGCCGCCUCCCUCCUCCUAGAAAAACGUCUCCUGCCCCGCUUCGCCCGCCAAUCAACCUCUUCCACAGGAACACGUUCCUACGAAGACGGCUCCGGCCUCCUCCUCGGCUCAAAGGAAGACCACCUCAUCCCAAUCACCCUCGACCUCCGCGACCUGCCCCUCGAAGCCUCCGGCAUCGUCUGCGGCGUCGCGGGUCGUCUCGCGGACGCGGCUACCGUCCCGCACCCGCACCCGCACGCACUACCUGAUAGCGCGAUCGAUAGCGCGAUCGACAGCGGUGCCAGUAGUGUUGUCGGCUCGGUGCCGAAUCUGUUUGAUUCUUUCGGGACGAGGCUUGCGGCGCUUUCUAUCGAUAAAUCGGCUCAUGGAUUGCAUUCCUUGUCUUCGCAUCAUCUCCAGCCCGGUGUGGAUGUUGCUGAUGCUGUUGAGAUUAGUUUUUUGAGUACGGCGCGUGCCGGUACGAUUAUUGUUGGUGAGGAUGAGCUGGGGAGGGCUAUUGGUGCCCUUGAGGAGGAGAGGAGGUUGGAGCCUGGACUUGAGGGUGGGAGCUUGGAUUCGCAGACGCCGCUUAAUAGUCCGCUGCGGCGGUAG